Plasmodium cynomolgi strain B is the source of this 783-nucleotide messenger RNA. RefSeq lists its product as hypothetical. The record is from RefSeq and is a predicted model, not a curated record. NCBI's taxonomy places the organism in Eukaryota, Apicomplexa, Aconoidasida, Haemosporida, Plasmodiidae. The annotation marks the transcript as partial. The transcript has 4 exons.
AUACCUUCAGGAAAAGAUUUCCUUUAUUUACCCACAGAAUUAUUUUAUUUAUAUAUAAACCUUGAACAUAACGAUUUAUCUAUAUAUAGUAAUCGUUGUGAUUCAAUAAAAUUAGAGUCAAUAAAUUUAAAGGAACAUGUAGAUGAAGUGAAAAGAAUUUGUAAAAAGGUCCUAAGACAUUUAGAAAAAAAUGAUCGAAUAUGGUAUAUUUCAGUACAUAAAAACGAAGUGUGCACGCUUUUUAAUUAUUGGGUAUACAGUCAAUUGGCUAAUAUUCUUGGUUCAGAUGAAUCUUCUAUUAUUCUUGCUUUUGGAGAACUCCAACGUUCUCUCCAUAAUAAGUGUGAGCCUGAUUUUAAUAUACCUCAACCGGCUGACUGGAAGAAAAGAAAGAAUUGUAUGAAUAUUAUGUUGAUUAUGAAAAUCUUUUAUUUACGGCUAAGCACAAUGAUGAUAAAUGCAGAUAUUAAAAUAAAAUUAAUGAAAUGAAUGCAAGGAAAAAAUAUUGAGUCUGCGCUAAAACAAUUACCUUGUCAUGCUACAAUUAAUGGUAUAACUGGUUCCAUUUCAGAGGAUAAAUCUUCACUUCUAAGGCCAAAUCCCGAAAAAUUGCCUCUAGUUCCUGCAAAUUAUCCUACAGCCAAAUCUGAUAUCCAGUUAGAUAGUGGAAAUUCUGGAAUUGGAACAAACGUUACUCAUUCAAUUCUUGGCACAGCUCAAGUUUUAUUAACUAGCACUAUGUUAUAUAGAUACAAACUUGUAAACAACUUGCUUUACAUAUAA